Molecule: messenger RNA, 2514 nt
Organism: Striga hermonthica
Lineage: Eukaryota; Viridiplantae; Streptophyta; Magnoliopsida; Lamiales; Orobanchaceae
Source: the annotation of a GenBank genome assembly
AUGUUUGGCGAGGCGUCAAAUUCGGAAACUGAAUCCAGCAUCCGCCUCCAAAUUUCCGACCUCAACAAGAAACUGGAUGGCAGCUGCAGCAUCAACUACAGCAGCCCUACAAUUUUCGAGCCCCAAACCACUGCCAUCGACACGAAACCCAGCAGCACUCUAAACGAGACGCCUGUCCUAAGGCCACCCGUAAAAGCCCCAGAAAAAAAACUCACCCUUUUUGCCCUCCGCCUCGCCAUUCUCGAAAAAUCAGCUUCCGGGAUAGGCACUCUCGGGUUCAUAUGGGCCACGGUUGUCCUACUUGGCGGUUUUGCCAUAACCCUCUCGAAAACCGACUUCUGGUUCAUAACUGUCAUCCUCCUAAUCGAGGGUACUCGGAUUUUCAGUCGUAGCCAUGAGCUUGAGUGGCAGCACCAGGCCACCUGGUCCAUAACCGAUGUUGGUAUCAAUAGCUUCCGAGCACUCAAAUCCAGCUCCAAUUUCAUAGUUACAAAGGUUAAAGCCGUUUUCAAGACAAACAACGGCAGUAGAAAGAUCUCAAGGGCGGGAAACUAUUCCAGCCGAACGAAGUGGGACGAGCGAAGAACACCCACGAGGAUGUGGACGAGCUCCGAGGUUCCUCUCUUGCCUUAUGCAAAAUGGGUCUUUAUUUCGAAAAACGUGAGCAAGCUUCUAUACUGGCUCCAACUAGCAUCGGCCAUGGCUUGUGUGGUGUUAUCCCUUAUAAAGCUUGUUAGGCAAGAUUUUGGGGAGGUGGAAAAGGGAGACACAGACAAAAGGAACAGGAAAUCAGCCCUCUUCAUAUUCUACUCGCUGGCCCUGGCCGAGGCACUGCUUUUCCUCUUAGAGAAGACUUAUUGGGAGUGGAAGGUGAGUUUCGAGAAACUGCUCGAGUCUGUCAGCAGAGACUGUGAACUGGGGGAGUCUGGCCUGAUUUCCAUACGACGGUUCUUUUACGAUGCCUACUCCAAAUGUGUGAACGGGAGCAUAUUUGAUGGCCUGAAGAUGGACAUGGUCACAUUCGGGAUGGAACUCCUGGGCUCAGGCUCACCCGACGAGCAGCUGAUUGGGGUCCGCAUUUUGAGGCAGUUCUCGGCGAGCCCAAGGUUCUCGGACGACACCCUCCAGAAGAUCGGGAUCAGCUUGCCUGUCAUGGAGCGGCUAGUCGAGAUGCUCAACUGGACGGACCACCAGGAGGAGGAGAUUCGGUACUCGGCCGCGGAGAUUCUGUCGAGACUGGCCGGUAAAACUCAAAAUUUGUCCCGCAUAGCCGGGAUCCCGGGGGCACUAGAGUCGAUUUCGUCCCUCCUUCACGACGGCCGGGCCCACAGCGGCGCUUGUGACCAUAUAUCAAAUAAGAAAACAAUUGUAGACAACGAAAACUAUGGUUCGUGGGCUUUCAACCACGUCGGGCUUCAGAUCCUGAAGAAAUUGGCCCGCGACCACGACAUUUGCGGGAAAAUAGGGAACACGAAAGGCCUGUUGCCGAAAAUAGUCGAUUUCACGCACGCGGACGAGCGAUUGCUGACUCACCCGACGGCGGCGCCCUCUCAGGUAGCGACCGUCAAGCGGUCCCUGCAGGUUCUGAAGAUGCUGGCGGGCACCGCGGGCCACGCGGGCAAGCAGCUGAGAAAGGAGAUAUCGGAGAUAGUUUUCACGGUGGGCAACAUUAGGGAUAUAUUGAAGUACGGCGGGAAGCAGCCGGAGCUGCAGAUGCUGGGGAUCGAGAUCCUGACGAGCCUGGCCAUUGAGGAUGAGGCAACGGAGAGGAUAGGCGGGACCGGUGGCGUGAUCAAGGUGCUGUUCGGCAUUUUCUUUGACGAUGGGAUCCCGGAGGAUUGGGGCCGGGUUCGGGCCGGCGCAGGGGAGGCCCUGGCCAUGCUGGCUUUGGAGAGUAAGAACACUUGUGCGAGGAUGCUUAGGAUGGGGUUCAGUGAGAAGCUAAUUAGGGCUUUGGAAGUUCCAUUGCUGAGGAUCAAUGGUGCUAGGGUUUUGAGGAACUUGUGUGCUUAUGGUGGGGACGAUUGCUACCAGGAACUCAAGGGAUUAACAGCUGCUGCACCUGUAAUUCUUGAAGCCAUCAUGAAAGAAGAGCACAAACUGCAGGAAGUGAUGACUGGUGCAGGGGCUGGCAUUUUCAGGCUGUUGAGUCCUCACAACUCGAAAAACAUGCUCCGACAGGCAGGGCUCAAUGAAUUCGACCUAGCUCAUCGGCUUUUCAUGAUCCUAAAGAAAUAUCGCCACCCGUCAACCAAAGUCCCGAGCAUAAGAAGGUACGCUAUAGAGCUGGCGAUCUGGAUGAUGAAAAAUGACGAGACAAAUGUACGGGUUUUCAAGAGUCUGGGUAUGAAGGAAGAGCUCGAGCAUGUUGUGGAGACUACAACCGAGCUCGAGAGCUUCAAUAUAUUCUCAGGGACUGUUGGGCUUUACAGGCACAAAUUGUCUAUGCAUUCACUUGUUGGAAUGGCAAUGGGGUUAUUGGAACCUGAGAGGGGUUGGGGCGAGCCAAGAUAG